AUGGCUGGUGCAGAAGUUGAAGAGGAAGCUGGUAUUCCUAAGAAGAUUGAGAGCACUGAGGAAGUACUGAUUAAGUGUCAGUGCUGGGUGCGUAAGGAUGAGGAGGAGCGGCUGGCUGAGAUACUGUCGAUAAACGCGCGCGUGAGCCCAUCGAAAUUCUAUGUGCACUAUGUCAAUUUCAACAAGCGUUUGGAUGAAUGGGUUACUGGGGAUCGUAUAAACCUGGAUAAGGAAGUUAUAUUUCCGAGACCCAAGAGACAGUUGGAAGAGGACACGAACAAGAAGCAAAAGAAAAAGAAGAAGUUUCCACAGAAAGCUGCAGUGGUGGAGUCUGAUGCGAAGAGCUCAGAGAUGGGUGAAGGUAGUGAUGUUAUGGAUCUGGAUAACUUAAAUGUGCGAGGUCUGAAAGACGAAGAGAUAUCUAGGGAAGAUGAGAUCAAAAAGUUAAGGACUUCCGGUUCCAUGAUUCAAAAUCCACAUGAAGUGGCUCACGUUAGAAAUUUGUCCAAGAUCAUUAUGGGGAAAUUUGAAAUCGAGCCUUGGUAUUUUUCUCCAUAUCCAAUUGAGCUCACAGAUCUUGAUGUGGUAUACAUCGAUGACUUCACGCUGCAAUACUUUGGUUCCAGAAAACAAUACGAACGUUAUAGAAAGAAGUGUACACUACGGCAUCCACCUGGAAAUGAAAUUUACAGAGACGAUUAUGUUUCAUUCUUUGAGAUAGAUGGUCGAAAGCAGAGAACGUGGUGUAGAAAUCUGUGUUUGUUAUCUAAACUCUUUUUAGACCAUAAGACGUUAUAUUACGAUGUUGAUCCAUUUUUAUUUUAUUGUAUGACUAGAAGAGAUGAGAUGGGCCAUCAUUUUGUUGGCUACUUUUCUAAGGAAAAGGAAUCUGCUGAUGGUUAUAAUGUUGCAUGUAUCCUAACAUUACCACAAUAUCAGCGUAUGGGUUAUGGUAGAUUAUUAAUCGAAUUUUCUUAUGAACUAUCCAAAAAGGAAGGAAAAGUAGGUUCGCCGGAAAAGCCAUUGUCGGAUUUGGGUUUGCUAUCUUAUAGAGCUUAUUGGUCGGACGUUUUAAUCACACUUCUAGUGGAGCAUGGAAAAGAAGUUACCAUUGAUGAAAUAAGUUCAAUGACAUCAAUGACAACAACUGAUAUCCUUCACACUUUAAAAACAUUAAACAUUCUACGAUACUACAAGGGACAGCAUAUUAUAUUUUUAAAUGACGAUAUAUUAGAAAGGUACAACCAGUUAAAAACCAAAAAGAGAAGACAUAUCGAUGCAGAGAAGUUACUAUGGAAACCUCCUGUAUUUACUGCAUCGCAAUUGAGAUUUGCCUGGUAG
Molecule: messenger RNA, 1341 nt
Organism: Nakaseomyces glabratus
Lineage: Eukaryota; Fungi; Ascomycota; Saccharomycetes; Saccharomycetales; Saccharomycetaceae
Gene: ESA1
Product: NuA4 histone acetyltransferase complex catalytic subunit ESA1
Biological process (GO): positive regulation of transcription by RNA polymerase II; negative regulation of DNA-templated transcription
Cellular component (GO): MSL complex; chromatin
Molecular function (GO): transcription coregulator activity; histone H4K16 acetyltransferase activity
Source: RefSeq, a predicted model, not a curated record